Acaulospora morrowiae is the source of this 1949-nucleotide messenger RNA. NCBI's taxonomy places the organism in Eukaryota, Fungi, Glomeromycota, Glomeromycetes, Diversisporales, Acaulosporaceae. The record is from the annotation of a GenBank genome assembly.
AUACAUCUCUAUCGAAUACUCGGUAACGAUCUGCCACCGCGUCAUAAGCCUGGUCAGGUCUUGCAGAAUUUGAUGUUCAUUUUGGAAAACGAACCUCCAUUUCCCAACACCAAGAAGUGGUGGGUGUUGAAUCGAAUUGUGGAUGAGGAAUAUGAGGAUUCCAUAUUGGAAUUGCUGAAACGUUAUCGGCAGGAAUAUGUCAGGAUACCUUUUGAGGUCGAUGAGUACCUAAAAAAGGAUUUCCGUCUGGAGGAUUUCCCGGAGCCUGAUUUUUUUCAUAGUUAUGAAUAUAUGAACUUCUCGAAAGUGGCAAAGCUGAGAACCAUCGACUAUACAUAUCACGACAAGAAUCUCUAUGCCAUGAACAACAAUGGUGGUAGGAAUGCCGCACUGAUGCACGGAAAAUCUCAACCAAAUGCCCGAUGGAUAAUGCCAUUCGACGGAAAUUGUUUUUUGACUACCAACGGAUUCAACGACAUCAUUUCACAGAUUGAGAAAUGGGGGGAUGAAUAUAAAUAUUUUCUAGUGCCCAUGAAAAGGUUACUGAACAACACCGAGUUAUUGGUAGGUUCUGAUCAGCGGCCUUCCACUCCAGAAGAACCACAAAUCAUAUUUCGAUACGAUGCCCAGGAAAUGUAUAAUGAAAAUAUGCGAUAUGGUAGAAGAUCGAAGCUGGAAAUGUUGUGGCGGUUAGGUGUUCCCACACCAAGACGAAUGCUUAAUAAACCUUCGGUACCUUGGGAAAUUCAAGACGUCUCAUAUCUUACUCCACCUCAAAAAAAGUAUAAGACGGUAGGAUGGAUUUUUAGACUUUUCUCGGGACAAGCGUCACUUGAGGAAUCCGGAAUGCUGCGAGCAUUCAGUCGUUUGCUUGCAAUUCAAGAUUUUUUGGAUGGAAUUGAUGAACGGAUUGCGCGGGUGAAUCAAAAAUUCAAUCCCAAUCGUUUGUCGUUAUAUGACGAAAAGAAAUUAAGUCGUGCCAGAUUGGAUUACUGGACAGGCCGUCAGGAGGUCUCGAAAAUUGUGGAUGUGAUGAUUGAUCGGGCAAACGAGAUUGUUUCGUCCAUUGGCGACCGGUACAAGCUAAAUGACGCGUUACCCGUAGAUUCGAAUAACCUGAUCAAAUUCUUAGAAUUAAAGGAGGAUCGUGAUUUUGGAGAUGAUGUAUCGAAAUCAUCAGAAAAAGAUACAUCGUCGACUUCAAUUGACGGGCAUGAAACUGUGAAAUUGAGUCCCACUAAUAUAGAUCCUCAGCCCGAAGGGUUCCACAAAAAUGAAUUCGGGCAAUACAUUUCUACCACUCCUACAACGCCACCUAACUUCUCUACCGCAUCGUUGUUUGAAAAUGUUACCACAUUGACGCUUGCCCAUUAUUUCUCUGGAAAUGUUCGAUACUCUCGUUGGGCGGCAAAUUUAAUUCGAUCAUUCAUCCUCUCGUCAUAUGGAAUCUGUGAGCAAGAUGAGUUAACGAUCACCUCGUACAAAAAUAAUUCGGAUUCCACAAAUAACGAGGGUUACGGUUUUCCGCAUUUGAACAAGAUUCCAAGAAUUGUUCCAAAAUUCAAGAGAAAGCAUGAUAUCGAAUUAAAUGAUCACAGCAAUUCUUCAAUAUUUCCAUACGAUCUAAUUGAUACGGACCCUAGUCACUUUCUAGAUGCUUGUAGAUUACUUUAUCGAACAAAAUCGCUGACGCACAAUGAAUACAUUGACCUACAACAAUUCGCUUCGCUAUGGUUGGAAUACCUGAUAAAUUCGCAGGAGGGCGUAGAGAGAGCUCUCCAACCAGACCAUCGAGGUACCCUUUACGAUCUACAAGUGCUCUCAUUAUCUGGAUUCACUGACGACGUAAGACUUUACCUAAGAGUCACCAAUCGGAUUCGAAUGCGCAUCGGAAAACAAUUUUACGUGCCUGAUGAAGCCACACAGAUUUUAUCAAAGAUAUCUCAACC